Messenger RNA from Ilyonectria robusta, 600 nucleotides. RefSeq names its product HotDog domain-containing protein. Lineage: Eukaryota; Fungi; Ascomycota; Sordariomycetes; Hypocreales; Nectriaceae. Bases 1 to 600 code for a protein of 199 amino acids. The record is from RefSeq and is a predicted model, not a curated record. The transcript has a single exon.
AUGUCUACCUCGAGUACUACUCAUGAUGAAGGGCAUACCCUUGUCGGCGAAGACUUCGACCCAGCCCAGCGCUUGCGCACAAUAGUCGCCAUUCACGACGCCGCUCUCAACUUCCAACAGCGGAACUCUACUAUAAAAGCAUCGCGCUCCCCUCUAGUCAUCAAAUCAGACGACCUACCCUUCAGUCUUGUGCAAACUACGCUCGAAGGCGCCGAGGCUAUCGUGGAGCCUUAUGUCUUCACUGAUGAUGACACGGGCUCUCUUCUCGCAUUCUACCAUCUUGGCCGAAGACUUGCGGGCCAUUCAGGCAUCGUGCACGGAGGCAUGGCCGCCGUGCUUCUCGACGAAUGCAUGGGAAGGGCCUGCUUUCCACGUUUGCCUGGCAAAAUUGCUGUGACAGCGAGGCUCGAGCUGGAUUACAAGAGCCCGAUUCCUGUCAACAGCAUCAUUCUCAUCCAGGCUGAUACGAAGGAGGUUCAAGGCCGGAAGGCUUGGGUGGAAGCGACAAUGUCUGACGCAGAAGAUGGUCGUGAUUUAGUCAAAGCAAAGGCAUUGUUUAUCCAGCCGAAAUGGGCUGCUGAAAUGACCGAAGUGCUCUAA